GUGAAGAAGUCGUUUUUUGACUUAAGGACUGUGGAACAGUAACACCUUGGUUUACAGCAAGACUAUAUAGUAUUUGUUUGUUUUGGAGAGAGGGAAGGAGAGAGAACGAGGGAGUAGAGUGUAAAGAGAGCGAAAGAGAGGGAGAGGGAAGGAGAGGGUGUGUUUGAGAGGUAAGGGUGACAGGAAGAAACUUGAGAGAGAGAGAGAGAAGUCCAACACAGCUACUGAAACAUGUCAGCUGUUGGUUAAGGGGGGUUGAAGAAGAAAAAUAGUUAAUAGGGAAGAGGUGUGAGAGACAGAGAGGCAGGGUCAGGGUGUAUGCAUGCCAGCACAAUGGAGAGACCCUCUUGUCUCCCACGGAGCAGCAAGAUGAACAGCUACAUCACCAACGCCAUCUCUGACUUCUUCUUCAAGUAUGAGACCCCCCGCCAGGUGCUGGUGCAGAACAGGAGAGUGGGGGUCGUGUGCCGAUUGAUUCAGCUGGGGGUCCUGGCUUACAUCAUCGGUUGGGUGUUUAUCUAUGAGAAAGGCUACCAGUCGACAGACACGGCCGUGAGUUCUGUCUUUACUAAGAUGAAAGGGGUGGGCUACACCAAGGUGGAUGGAGAGGAGAGGGUCUGGGACAUGGUCGACUACGUCUUCCCUGUACAGGGAGACUCAUCUUUUGUGGUGAUGACCAACUACAUUAUAACCAAAGGUCAGAAAAUGGGAAAAUGUCCUGAGCUCGCAGAACCCAGGUAUCUCUGCAACUCCGACUCAGACUGUGAAAUAGGGAUAAUAGAACGUACAGGACAUGGACAUAUGACGGGGAAGUGUGUGGGGAACACAACCAAGACGUGUGAGGUUGUAGCCUGGUGCCCUGUGGAAGAUGACAGCAAAAUCCCAGAUCCCGCACUUUUGAUGUCGGCAGAGAACCACACACUGUUCAUCAAAAACUCUGUCACCUUUCCAGCAUAUGGUGUUAAGAGGAGUAACCUUGUAGAAGGUAUCGACAAUCAGUACAUCAAGAGUUGUGUGUAUGACCCGACAACGUCCCCACUGUGUCCCAUUUUCAGACUGGGUGACUUGGUACAGCUGUCUGGCUUCAACUUCGCCACCAUAGCCAAAAUGGGCGGGGCGAUUGGUAUCGUCAUUGACUGGACCUGUAACCUGGACUAUGACCAGUCAAAGUGUAAACCGAUCUACACCUUCCACGGUCUCUAUGGAAAUCCCAAUGAGACAGACAUGGCUAGAGCGUCUGUUGGAUACAAUUUCCGGUAUGCAAAGCAUUAUAUGGAGGACAAACAGGAGAAAAGAACACUUCUGAAAGUGUUUGGGAUUCGAUUCGACAUCAUUGUUCGUUCAGUGGCCAGAAAGUUUGAUAUCAUCCCAACACUAACAGCUAUAGGGUCUGGCGUUGGAAUCUUUGGAGUGGCGACUGUAGUAUGCGAUCUGAUCCUUCUGUAUCUACUACCAAAGAGGGAGUUCUACAACAACAUGAAAUUCAAGGUCACAGAAACAGUAGAGCAGCUAUUCUCUUUAAAGAGGCUAAAUGAGACAGGAAGACCGUUGGUUUUUUAUUUGCAGUGCGACAACCUGAGGCUGGGUAUAAACACGUUCAUCUAUUACAUCCCCGACGUCUAUGCAGGACCACAAGUCUCAGCCAAUAUAAUCCUACAACACAAAGAACCUUUAGACGAGUUCUCGUCAGAAAAAUAAGUAUCCAAGGAGUGAUCCUACAAAGGGUAGAUUCAUGACGCUUGGGCUCCAGACAGCAGAAACAGGUGGAUCCGGCUCCUGCAGAACACAGACUCCAGGCUGUACUGCCAUGCAGAGGACACUUGGACAGGAAAAGACAGUCUCAAACAACAUUCUUCUCUCAUCAGCUCAAUUAUUCAACUGCUAAUUAUUUAUACCUUCAAAUCUUGGCAACAGACUUCAAAUGAGGCUAUCUGUUUAGGAUAUAAACCGAGAUAAAUACAGAAUAUUAUUCUUUCAGAGAAGCAGCCACCCUCCCUAAAAGCACUGUUCUCUCAACAUUGCAGAAUUAGCACUGUGUAUUAGUUGAGUGUUGGUUCAUUACCUCAAAGCGCCAUGGUUUAUAACACAUUUUAGGCAGCCCUUCUUUACGGGAGAACCACCAAUUUCCAACUUGAUAUGACCAUUAUAACACGGUUCCAUAACAUUUUUAUAACACGGUUAUAACAGCCCUCUACUUUAUGGUAGCACCACCCAUUUCCAACCUCUUCCAUCGGCACAGAGCCCUCAAUGUUGUCUUCAAGAGACAACACUAGAAUGACUACUGGUGGGGUACUCCACUUUGAAAGACACAUAAAUAAUUAUGUAUUUUAGGUUAUAUCUUUCUCAUUAACAGUUUGCGAUUGCCACUUGAAUUCAAUAAACCAUGUUCUGAGUUUAGGUUA
Messenger RNA from Salvelinus fontinalis (brook trout), 2402 nucleotides. RefSeq names its product P2X purinoceptor 1-like. Bases 319 to 1698 code for a protein of 459 amino acids. Gene Ontology annotation, cellular component: nuclear inner membrane; plasma membrane. Gene Ontology annotation, biological process: response to ATP; monoatomic cation transmembrane transport. Gene Ontology annotation, molecular function: extracellularly ATP-gated monoatomic cation channel activity; purinergic nucleotide receptor activity. NCBI's taxonomy places the organism in Eukaryota, Metazoa, Chordata, Actinopteri, Salmoniformes, Salmonidae. The record is from RefSeq and is a predicted model, not a curated record. The transcript has 14 exons.